Molecule: messenger RNA, 738 nt
Organism: Marasmius oreades (fairy-ring Marasmius)
Lineage: Eukaryota; Fungi; Basidiomycota; Agaricomycetes; Agaricales; Marasmiaceae
Exons: 2
Coding region: 1-738 (245 amino acids)
Source: RefSeq, a predicted model, not a curated record
AUGCCCCCUCAUCGCAAAGGUCCUGAACUUGAGCUCCAUUACUCUGAGGGCAACGUUUACUACCUUCAAGGCUGCGACUCCGACUAUCCACACCAACAUGCUCAUGCUCAUGUCGUCAAAAAAUUCGGCAAAAAUGUAUGCCAAGCGUGGAUUGGCGCCAGAAACCAAAAACCUACCGCCUUGGUCGCUCUCAAGAUAGCUAGAGGGUCCUCUGCCGUGAAGACCUUGGAGUACGAAGCGGGCAUCUACAGAGGGGCAUUGCGGGAUCUGCAAGGCAAGGUGGUCCCCAAGUACCACGGGCUAUACAGAACCGUUAUCGACGGGCACACAGAAUUGGGGGUCAUGAUCCUCGAGUUUUGCUCCAACAGUAAGGAUUCUCAGCAAAUGGAGAAGCACGAGUAUACGCGAAGGUUGAUGUUAGCCGCGUGCAAGCUUCACCAGGCUGGUGUGGUCCAUGGUCAACUUUACGCACGGCAUACCCUUGAAAUCGGCCAGGAAAUCAGGAUCAUUGAUUUCAGUCGCGCGACUGUCUCACACCGAUGCGUUGGAGCAGUGCCAAUGCUGUUGCAAGGGCGAGGCGAACGGGGAUGUGAGGAACUGGUUUGGCUGGAAGAGGAAUAUGGUGCUUCGGAGAAUGAGGACGUGGUAGCUGAGAUUCUGAAGCAGAGGAAUCGCAACUGGAUCAACUCGCUCCCUGCCUUUCUCAACCUUGAAUUGGCGCCAGGAAGGUGGUAUUAG